Molecule: messenger RNA, 1391 nt
Organism: Microdochium trichocladiopsis
Lineage: Eukaryota; Fungi; Ascomycota; Sordariomycetes; Xylariales; Microdochiaceae
Product: nucleotide-diphospho-sugar transferase
Exons: 3
Source: RefSeq, a predicted model, not a curated record
GCUGCGUCCAGAUUGACACCCGUCGAGCUGCCCCUCGAGCCCGCAUACACGCCGGCCUCUGAUGUAUCAGUCAUUAUCCCGACGUUCGGGGCGGGAGUUGAGUUCGAACACUCUAUCAGGACUUUCCUGGAUAACGAACCACUCGAGAUAAUCAUUGUGUCGACAGUCUCCAUGAAGGCAUCGCUUCUGCCAUUGAUCAGCCGCAUUGCGGACUCCUCGCCGACUGUGUGCACCAGAAUCCGGGCGCUCUUUGUUCCGUCACCGGGAAAGCGUCGACAGCUCGCCCGGGGGAUCCGCGAGGCCGAGGGCGGUAUCCUAGUCCUCGCUGAUGACGAUGUGUUUUGGCAGCCAUCCACGUUGAGGCUGAUGCUGGCCUGUUUCGAAGACGAGCAAGUCGCUGGAGUCGGCACGAUCCAUGAAGGCAGGCGCCCGGGCGGCCCAAAGGCAAUUGGUUUCUCCACAGUCUGGGAGCACCUUGCAGACUGCAGGCUCCAGCGAAGAGCCCACCAAAUAGCAGCCAUGAAUUACCUCGACGCGUCCGUGACCUGUCUCUCGGGCAGGACCGCCGCGUAUCGUGCUUCGGCAAUAAAGCAAAGCAGAUUCCUUGAGGCCUUCACAAAUGACUACUGGAUGGGAAAAUACCUCUUGGACUCCGGGGAUGAUACGUUUCUCACUCGUCAUUUGUUGCGGGAAGGGUGGAAGAUCAAAAUUCAGACACAUCCAGACGCAGUCAUUGCCACAACGCUUGAGCCUUCAUCGCGCUUCAUGUUGCAGGUCCUUCGGUGGUCGCGCAACGCGACGCGCUCGUAUCUCAGAUGUAUUUUCUGCAUCCCAAUCCUGUGGCGGACUCAUCCUUUGUUACUCUUGGAGAUGGCUUUGGCCCUUGUCAACCCUAUCCUCAAGCUAAUGGAGCUGGCCAUGCUCGCCAGCUGUUGGUACACGUGGGUUUGCAGCGAGUUUCAGAACGAACCCGGCCUGGAGAAUGCACGCCCUCGGUUAGACCUGUCAAACGAGAUGUUUGGCGUUGCGCUGAUGAGUGCUCGGGCGCUGUUGCUCAUACAGAAGCUCUGCAUGGGCGACGACUCUACCAAGCUGUUCUUCGCUCAAUACCUGUUCAACUUUCUCUACCCUUUUGUUCGUGUCUACACUAGUUUGACGCUUCACAAGACGGAGUGGGGUUCACGAAGUAAUAGAGUCGCCGGAAGCGCAUGACUCUCAAAUGUUGCUUGGUAGCCAAUGUAAUGAUGACGAAGAACAAAAAUGAUUCUGUACGACACAGAUUCUGGUCAAAUAUGACAUAGAUACGACCUCACUUACUUAAUCUACAGUGAUCGAACAGUAGACAAACAUACAAUGCCGGACUUGUGUGAAGCUCAUGAAUAAUGGAGGGC